AUGCUGAAUUUUUUGAACUUUUCCGACAUAAAUCAAAGAUGCACGAGAGCUGUUUGUGGAUAUGCUUCAACCAGAUUUCACAACAUAAUCAGGAGCUACAGCAUACAUGUCAGACGUAAUGAAACGUUGUCUCUUCUCCUUCAAAGUCGUCAAAGUUCGUCUGGGUUUAAACCCAAUUACCAAGUAUUAUCAGCCAUUCUCAAAUCCUGUGCUGCCCUCUUAGCCAUCAACUUUGGGAAAGCUCUUCAUGGUUAUGUUGUCAAACAAGGCCAUCUUUCCUGCCACUCUAUCUCUAAAGCACUGCUUAACAUGUAUGCCAAAUGUGCUGCAUUGGGUGACUGCAAAACACUUUUUGGUCAAAUGGGUUACUCGGAUCCUGUCAUUUGGAACAUUGUCUUAUCUGGGUUUUCUGCAUCUCGAAAUUAUGAUGCUGAGGUAAUGAGGUUGUUUCAUGAAAUGCGUGUAGAUGGGAAGGCUAAACCCACUUCUGUUACCAUUGCUAUCUUUCUACCUGUGUGUGCUCGGUUAGGGGAUUUGCAUGCAGGGAAGAGCGUGCACUCUUAUGUGAUGAAGUCUGGAUUGGAAAAAGAUGUCCUUGUUGGAAAUGCUCUUAUAUCAAUGUAUUCAAAAUGUGGGCUAGUUUCUGGUGAGGCCUAUGCUGUGUUUAAUGGCAUUACUGACAAAGAUGUCGUUUCAUGGAAUGCAAUAAUUGCAGGGUUUGCAGAAAAUAGUUUCAUAAAUGAUGCAUACAAGUUAUUCAGUUGGAUGCUCAAAGGACCAGUGGAACCAAAUUAUGCAACCAUUGCAAAUAUUCUGGCCGUUUGUGCUUCUUUAGAUAAAGACGUUGCCUACUGCUCUGGGAGAGAGAUCCAUUGUUAUGUGCUGCGCCGGAAUGAAUUGGCAGCAGAUGUUUCGGUGUGCAAUGCUUUGGUAAGUUUCUAUUUACAACUUGGACGAAUGCAAGAAGCAGAAUCCUUGUUCCACAGGAUGAAAUCAAGAGAUUUGGUUUCAUGGAAUGCAAUUAUUGCAGGAUAUGCAUCAAAUGGUGAGUGGUCAAAAGCAUUGGAGUUGUUUGGAAAAUUACUCGCUCUGCAGAUGAUCAGGCCGGAUUCUGUAAGUAUAGUCAGCAUUCUUCCUGCUUGUGCACAUUUACAAAACUUGGAGGUGGGGAAAAAGAUCCAUGGGUACAUUCUUCGACAUCCUAGCCUAUUUGAGGCAACAGCUGUUGGAAAUGCCAUGGUUAGUUUUUAUUCAAAAUGCUACAAAAUAGAAGCAGCUUUCAAGACUUUUUUGAUGAUUUUGAGGAGAGAUUUGAUAUCAUGGAAUACCAUGCUAGUUGCCUUCGCAGAGAUUGGGCAUAGUACAGAGUUCCUCAACCUAUUAGGUGAUAUGCUAAGGGACGGCAUGAGGCCUGACCAUAUAACCAUCUUGACCAUAAUACAAUUUUGUGCUUCAAUUUUGAGAGUAGGAAAGGUUAAAGAAAUUCAUAGCUACUCAAUUAGGGCUGGGUUUUUGUGUGAUGAUAUUGAGCCUACUAUUGCAAAUGCAAUCCUGGAUGCAUAUGCCAAAUGUGGUAACAUGAAGUAUGCAUUCAACAUUUUUCAGAGUUUAUUGGGUAAAAGGAAUUUGGUUACUUGCAAUUCAAUGAUUUCAGCUUAUGUGAAUUGUGGGUCACGCGAUGAUGCAUAUAUCAUAUUUAACAGCAUGUCUGAAACAGAUCUCACCACUUGGAAUCUAAUGGUUCGAGCUUAUGCUGAAAAUGAUUGUCCUGCUCAAGCUCUCAGCCUGUUUCAUGAGUUACAAGCUCGUGGAAUGAAGCCUGAUGCGAUGACCAUUAUGAGCCUCCUUCCUGUAUCUGCUCAAAUGGCCUCAGUCCACCUGCUGAGGCAGUGUCAUGGAUAUGUGGUGAGAGCUUGUCUUGAUGACUUGUGUUUGAAGGGAGCUCUGUUAGAUAUGUAUGCAAAAUGUGGUUCCAUAGUAUGUGCUUAUAAGCUUUUUCAGUCAAGCCUGCACAAGGAUCUGGUUAUGUUUACAGCUAUGGUUGGUGGGUUUGCCAUGCACGGUAGGGGAGAAGAAGCACUGAAGGUCUUCUUUCAUAUACUGGACUUGGGUGUGAAGCCAGAUAAUGUUAUUAUUACUGCUGUUUUAUCAGCUUGCAGUCAUGCUGGCCUGGUGAAUGAAGGGUUGAAGAUAUUUUAUUCACUAGAAGAGAUUCAUGGGGUCAAACCAACAAUGGAACAGUAUGCUUGUGUGGUGGAUCUCCUUGCUAGAGGUGGACGAAUUGAGGAUGCAUUUUCUUUUGUGUCGAGGAUGCCUAUUGAAGCUAAUGCUAACAUAUGGGGAACACUGCUGGGUGCUUGCAGGACUCAUCAUGAGGUGGAAUUGGGCCGUGUUGUGGCAGAUCAUCUCUUUGAAAUUGAAGCUAAUAAUAUUGGGAACUAUGUGGUGAUGUCAAAUCUAUAUGCAGCAGAAGCUAGAUGGGAUGGGGUCAUGGAGGUAAGAAGGAUGAUGAGAACUAGAGACAUAAAAAAGCCAGCGGGAUGCAGCUGGAUAGAGGUGGAGAGGAGGAAGAACCUUUUUAUGGCUGGAGACUGGUCCCAUCCAGAAAGAAGCAUUAUCUACAGUGCAUUAAGUGCAUUGGACCAACAAAUGAAAGAGCCAGUUUAA
Molecule: messenger RNA, 2667 nt
Organism: Prunus armeniaca (apricot)
Lineage: Eukaryota; Viridiplantae; Streptophyta; Magnoliopsida; Rosales; Rosaceae
Source: the annotation of a GenBank genome assembly